GCGGCCAAAUGAAUCACGGAGCGCUGGAGCUCGAGAGGAUUCCCUGCCGCUGCCGCAAUUUCGCGUGUGCUCCCCGGCAGGGGAUGCGUGGGGGGUUCUGACUCCGGGGUUUCCCGGCUAUGGAAAAGUGCUCGCCAUUUACCCAGAAAAGGGGAAGAAAAUCAGUUCGGCGCUUGGUUUCUGUUGCAGUGACGCACAUACAGUCUUGACCAGCGGUUUUCUAGCCCGGCGAAACGGCUUUCUGCAACUACAGCCCUCAUUCCGGCAGGAACAUCCAGUUACCAUGCAACAUACAGCUCAGGUGUGGUUUGGAGAUGAUUUACCUAUCAAUCCACGAAGUCCACUGACUCCAAGGCAUGGCCCUGGCCUGGCUGAUGUUUUACUAUAUGACCAAUGGAUAUCUGUCCGACAUGAGGCAACUCUGAUUCCUAUGCAGGAGGAUCUGGCUAUCUGGCUAUCUGGCUUGUUGGGUAUUGAACUUAAAGCAGAGCAUUUAUUGGAAGAACUUGAUAAUGGGGUACUCCUGUGCAUUUUGAUUGGAGUUAUUCAAAACAUAGUUAAAAGCUCUUGUAACUCAAAUGAUUUAAAAAAUUUCCCUCUGAGAAAAGUCCCCUGUAAAAAAGAUGCUCCUUCAGGAUCUUUCUUUGCCAGAGAUAAUACAGCGAACUUUCUGAAUUGGUGUAGAUGCAUUGGAGUGGAUGAGACUUAUCUUUUUGAAUCUGAAGGCUUAGUGCUGCAUAAAGACCGAAGACAAGUGUACCUUUGCUUGCUGGAAAUUGGUCGCAUUGUAUCGAGACAUGGAGUUGAACCACCAGUAUUAGUAAAGCUAGAGAAAGAAAUUGAAUUGGAAGAAACUUUGUUGAUGUCUUCUGAUAGUGUAACCCCGAUAGUUUCCUACAAAUCAUGUUGCCAGCAUGGAGAAUUACAUGAAGCAGUUAAGCAUAUUGCUGAAGAUCCUCCUUGUAGCUGCUCUCAUAGAUUUUCAAUUGAGUAUUUGUCUGAAGGGCGCUAUAGAUUGGGAGACAAAAUACUGUUCAUUCGAAUGUUACAUGGCAAACAUGUAAUGGUACGUGUUGGUGGAGGCUGGGAUACUCUUCAAGGUUUUCUUCUCAAGUAUGAUCCUUGCCGAAUGCUUCAGUUUGCAACGUUGGAACAAAAGAUUUUGUCAUUUCAAAAAGGUGCCUCUGGUGAUACAGUUUCUGAUUCAUCUGCUAGACCUCCACAGCCUCCACUCAUGAAUCCCAUAUCUGCCAUUGAUGCCUAUCAUAAACAGAGUUCAAAGGUCUCUACUGUGGCUUCAGUUUCAAAAAAUCCUCGUGUAGGUAAUAGGAAACAGGCAGGAUGUAAGUUUUCCCAACCAACAGUUCUUUCUUCUUCAGAAGCAGUAAAGCAUUCCUCACGUACAGACCACCCCAAAUUAAAAGAUUCUUUAGUAAAUAACAUUCAGUCAUUUUCCAAAUCAUCAAAACCAGUUUCAAAAAAGCCAGCUCCACCUUCUCAUAACCUUACAUCUGUUUCAAAAUACAGACAAACUAUAAAUAAGUGCUCAUCAUCAGCUCAGGGGAGAACUGCUACAACACCAUCAGCAUCUCUUCAGAAAUGUACUGUAUCAUCUAUCAAGCCUGCAUGUUCCCAAAAUUCUCCAACCGUACAACAUCCUGCUCUAGGUUGUUCAACCAAUAAACUUUCAAAGUUGGCUACAAGGAUAGGCUCUCUAGAACAUCAUUCUCCUAAUAGUGCAGCUGGGCUCAGAACUGUAGACAAAUGUAUGCCUCUUUCAAAAACCUCAGCAAAAUCUGUAAAAAUAAUUAACAGAAACUUAAAUGUGUCUAAGCCGUCUUGUCCUCAAACAUCUUCUGCAAUGCCUACAAAAAUAAUUUCCCAAAAUAACAGUCAAACAUUACCCACACAGUUUUAUUCACACAGAGGGAAACUGGAAAGUAAGCAGACCAAACAGAAAACUGGUCUUGGCCCCAAACAGCUGAGUUCUAAUUCCUCUCUUACAAAUGAUAAAGCAGCUGAGCAGACAUCUACAGUAGAUGUAAAGAGUAAAAAUUCAUUUUCACCUGUUAAUAAUUCUUCAGCCAAGAAGAGACCAGUUCAAAAUAGCAGGAUGAAAACACAGGUAACAGCUGAUGUAACAACACAUUCUGAUCGUAUGCCAUUAUCUAUUGUGCGUCUUCCUCAAACAUCAACCCUAAAUGGGACAAAGAAAAAGACAUUAAAGGCUAACAUCAAAAGUCAGGCACAGGUCAAAGUCUCCCAAAAGAAUGAUAAAGACGUUGAUUCAACCAUUAAGGAUUCUGUUUUAAAAGGAAAAGCUGCAACUGUUCUAACUAAAGGAACACAGAUUAGGUUAAAGGAUUCCACAGUAAAGUCAAAACAGGAUGAUAAUUACUUUGUUGUGACUGGGAAUAAGAAACUCAGAAAGUAAAGUACUCAGAAUUUCAAUUGAUUAUUGCAAUAUAUUUUUCUAAUAGCUACCUUAUACUAGUGACUUUAACAAAAUAACAAUACAAUAAUUUGAAUGCUAACUGCCUUGGAACAGGAGAGUUUAAAAGGUUUCCUAGUCCUCACAAGUGCAAUAACUGACUGGAUUACAAAAAGGCACUUUAUCACAAUCUGAAUUAUAAUUAUUUUGGGAUCUAUUUCUCACAUUGAUGUUAAGAUGAUAAGAAUACUCCCAAUAGGUCAUUUAUUGCUCAGGUUCAUGUGGCAAAUAUUUCUUUAUGAAUUGUAAGGUGCUGUUUAGCAUCUCCACAGAAAAAUACAGCACAGUAAAUUGGCUGUAUUAUUAGUUAUAUCUGCCAAAAAAAUUGAUAUUCUCUGAUAAGAGUCAUUUGUUGACUCUGUCAUGAAUAUUUGUUUCUGAUAAGGGCUUUAGUCAAACAUGAGCAUGAGAAUUGGUAUUUACUACUAUUGUAUGUGCAUACUACUAAUUAGAAAAGCAACUGUCAAAUAGUCUUGAGUUAAGAAUAACUCCCAAUAAAUAUCUACAUUGCUAAAUUUUAUUUAAACUUUCAGUCAAAGAAAACACUAAGAAUAUUUUACAAGAGUGCUUGGCUGUAGAGGCAAUAAUUUUAGUGCCUUCACAGAUUAUGUUCUUUGUUAGCUGUAUCGCAGGAAAGUCUGGAAAGUGGCUCAAAUGUGUAUUCUAAUUAUUUUGAUUGUGUUCAAGGCUACUGUUACCAGCUGGACUUUAUACGAACAAAAUUAUGCAUUCAAAUUAUAAUUUAAUGAUGAUACUGGCACUGUAACUUUUUCAUGUUUGCUUUUCAGAAUGACUGAAAUUUAUGCUAACACAAUGCUUCACUCUUAAAAUGUGACAGACAAUCUCUAUAGAAGGACAGCACCCAGUAGAUGCCUAGGAAAUUACUUGUGUCUACAAAGUGAGAGUAUAGCUUCAGAAAAUAGGUUAUAUUCCUAAGCACAACUGAAAACCUUUCAAAUAAGCUGCCUUUGAUAUUUUUAUAUUUGUUUUACAUUAUUUCAUUUUUAGCUGUAGAAUAUAUUUCUUACUGCAUUAAUCAUUUUGCUUACAACAUACAUAACUAACAUUGAAGGGAAAGUACUUUUUUGGUAUUUGUAUACUGCUGUUAAGCACAGUUGUACUUGUCAUAGGGUUUGAAGCAAGUUUUAAGACAAAUUUGUGUUCCCCCUCCCCUAGGAAGUAAGAAAAACUUCUCAAACAUUAAUUAUAUAAUUUCACUAUUGGUUAAAAUGCUAGUCGACUCGGUGCCAGUAGUUGAAAUUCAAGUUAGAAUUAAUUAUGGUUGUAUGGAAAUAUGUUUUCCUCCCUGUGCCCCCACAAAAAAUAAUGGAUUUGGCCAGAGUUCAAAUAAUUAGUCAAACACCCUGACUCUGCUCUAGCUGCAUUUUCAAAAUACAAGUAGUCCUCGACUUAUGACCACAAUUGAGCCCAAAACUUCUGUUGCUAAGUGAGAGAUUUGCGAAGUGAGUUUUGCCCCAUUUUAUGACUUUUCUUGCAACAUUUGUUAAGUGA
Molecule: messenger RNA, 4003 nt
Organism: Crotalus tigris (Tiger rattlesnake)
Lineage: Eukaryota; Metazoa; Chordata; Lepidosauria; Squamata; Viperidae
Gene: GAS2L3
Product: growth arrest specific 2 like 3
Exons: 10
Coding region: 284-2434 (716 amino acids)
Biological process (GO): actin crosslink formation
Cellular component (GO): actin filament
Molecular function (GO): actin filament binding; microtubule binding; cytoskeletal adaptor activity
Source: RefSeq, a predicted model, not a curated record